This is a messenger RNA of Prosopis cineraria, 2220 nucleotides long. RefSeq lists its product as uncharacterized. The coding region runs from base 1 to 2220 and encodes 739 amino acids. The transcript has 6 exons. Gene Ontology annotation, molecular function: protein dimerization activity. NCBI's taxonomy places the organism in Eukaryota, Viridiplantae, Streptophyta, Magnoliopsida, Fabales, Fabaceae. The record is from RefSeq and is a predicted model, not a curated record.
AUGGAUGCUAGUGGCCUUGAACUUGAAAAUAAUGACACUCCCACACCUACGCACACUCCUACACCAACUCCUAUACCUGUGUCAAAUACCCCCUCCACUCACAAUGUUAAUGCUACUGAAGGGACUGCUUUAAGAAAACAAGGGGAUACAGCUGUUUAUACAUGCUUGCAUUGUUCAAGUGAAUACAGAGGGGGUGGCAUAAAUAGAUUGAAGCAGCAUCUAGCUGGGGUAAGUGGUCAAGUUGUUUCUUGUAAAAAAGUUCCUCAUGAUGUAUGCCAUCGAAUGAUCCAAUCUUUAAGGGAAGUUUCAAAAAAAAGAAAGCUAGAUGAUAUUGAGGAAAAUUAUGGUGAUAUUGAUGACUUACAAGAAGUAGUUGAUGCUGGUUCAAAUCCUCCUUCAAAUACAGCUCCUUUGAAUCAAGAUAAAAGGAAGGCUUCUACAAGUGGUGCAAAGAGACAAGCUUCUGGUGCAACUGGCAAUUACUUUGCCCCAAGAACAAUUCCUGGGGCACAACCAGCUAUAGAUGCAAUUGCUGCUAUAGGACCUGGAUUCAAAGGCCCUAUUGCUUAUGAUAUGAGAGUGAAUUUGUUAGGGGAUUUGAAACAAGAAUGUCAUUUAAUUGUUGAUGCUCAUCGACGCAGAUGGGAAAGUAAUGGUUGCACAUUAAUGGCUGAUGGUUGGACUAAUGUUAGGCAGCGUACAUUGACAAACUUUUUAGUUCAUUCUACGAAAGGUAUAGUGUUUGUGAAGUCUGUUGAUGCUUCAGAGCUAGUCAAAGAGGCCAAGACAUUAUUUCAUUUGUUUAGUGAAGUGAUAGAGUGGAUUGGCCCUAAAAAUAUUAUUCAUGUGGUGACUGAUAAUACAGCCAACUAUGUAGCAUGUAGUCGACUGAUUCAUGAGAAAUAUAGGCAUAUUUAUUGGUCAUCGUGUGCUGCACAUUGCUUGAAUCUCAUCUUGAAGGACAUUGCAAGUUUGCCUCAUGUGUCAGACCUUGCAUCCAAGGCAUCAAAGAUUACCAUUUUUGUGUACAAUCAUACUGUCUUUUUGUCAUGGCUUAGAAAAAGACAAGGUUGGAGGGAGAUUGUGCGUCCAGGAGCAACUAGAUUUGCUACCACCUUUAUUACUUUACAAAGCAUCCAUAAGCACAAGAAUGACUUGCAAGCUUUGGUGGUUGAUAGACAUUUUGUUGAUCACAAGUUGUCAAAGACAGUAGCAGGACAGAAUUUUGCUAACAUUGUCUUGGACAAUAGAUUUUGGAAUGAGUGUUAUGACAUUGUGGCGCUUGUUGGUCCCCUCAUUCGAUUGUUAAGAAUUGUUGAUGGAGAUGAAAAGCCUUCUCUUGGCUAUGUCUAUGAAGGCAUGAUAAGGGCAAAACAUGGAAUCAAGAGUUUCUGUAACAACAAUCCUCAUAAAUAUAAGCCUUACAUAGACAUUCUUAAAGCUCGAUGGGAUAAGCACUUGAAGACUAGUCUUCAUGCAGCAGCAUAUUUUUUGAAUCCGGCAUUCAUGUAUGACCCUUCUUUUCAUCUCAAAAGAAAGCUCACAGAUGCUAUACUUGAUUUGCUUAGGGUGUAUGGCUCUGAUGAUUAUGUCCAGUUGUGGGAGCAAUUGAGUUUGUACAAAAAUCGUGAUGGUUCUUUUACUCGAGAUCACUUGGGUUUAGCAGCAAAAAAAUUAUCACCUUAUGAAUGGUGGUCAUUUGUUGGAGGUGAUGCUCCACAAUUGCAACAAGUUGCAAUCCGUGUGCUUAGCCAAACUUCAUCAUCUUCAGGAUGUGAGCGUAAUUGGAGCUUGUUCGAACGUAUUCACACAAAAAGAAGAAAUAGAUUAGACCAUCAAUGCUUAAAUGAUCUAGUUUUCACUAAUUACAACUUGCGGUUGCAGCAUAGGUCAGAGUUGAAGAAGAAAAAUUAUGAUCCUAUUGAUUAUGCAUCUAUUGAUAGACUUGACUUUUGGAUAGCUGAAGAAGAACCUGCUCCCGAGUUUAAUGAAGCAGAUUGUGAUGAAUAUAUGAAUGCUACAUCUUCUCCACCUUUAUUUGAUGAGGUUGGAUUUAAAGCUCAAUCUACACCUGUUGGAGUUAGAGGUCAAUCUACACCUACUGGAGUUGGAGUUCAAUCUACUCCUGAAGUUGCUAUCUCAAAUUUUCUUCCUACUAUAGUUGCUAAUGACUUAGCAACUAAAGAACUUAACUUGAAUGAGUUUUAUGGUGAUGACUGA